Messenger RNA from Magallana angulata, 1042 nucleotides. Its product is annotated as splicing factor 3B subunit 6-like. NCBI's taxonomy places the organism in Eukaryota, Metazoa, Mollusca, Bivalvia, Ostreida, Ostreidae. Gene Ontology annotation, cellular component: precatalytic spliceosome; catalytic step 2 spliceosome; U2 snRNP. Gene Ontology annotation, molecular function: RNA binding. The transcript is spliced from 4 exons. Gene Ontology annotation, biological process: mRNA splicing, via spliceosome. The record is from RefSeq and is a predicted model, not a curated record. Bases 124 to 495 code for a protein of 123 amino acids.
AUAUCAACAUGAUCAUGAUACAUUUUUAAAAAUUGCAUUUUGGUUUUUUGUUUAAGGUACAGUGGGUAUUUUCGGGUUUACAACGAACCGCAAGCGUUUGUGUAACGUUGAUUAAAGAUUGCAAUGGCGUUAACAAGAAAGGGAAACGUAAGGCUUCCUCCAGAAGUCAACAGGAUUCUGUAUGUUAGAAACCUGCCAUACAAAAUUACUGCAGAGGAAAUGUAUGAUAUAUUUGGAAAAUAUGGAGCCAUAAGACAAAUAAGAGUGGGCAAUACGACUGAGACCAAAGGAACAGCAUUUGUUGUGUACGAGGACAUAUUUGAUGCCAAGAAUGCCUGUGAUCACCUGUCGGGCUUCAACGUCUGUAACAGAUACCUGGUCGUGCUCUACUUCCAGCCAAACAAGGCAUUCAAAAAGACAGACGAUAACAAGAAGAAAGAAGACAUAGACAAAAUGAAACAAAAAUAUGGACUAUCAACUCCAGAGAAAAAGUGAAAACUGCAGUUCUUUGUUGAUAUUAUCAUGAACAUUCAUCCACCACUUUCAUAGCUCAUAGACCUCACUGAUUGAUCUGACAGGGAUGGAUAAUUAUUAUCCAAUACACAUUUUUCACAAGUGUAAAGUAUUCACAAACAGUGUCAAUCAAAUCAUGUGAGCAUUUUUCAUAUCUUUUAAAAGUACCGGAGGGACUGCACAACAUCAUUUUAGAUGUUUCGGAUUACAUGUAUAUAAUUUUGUUUGUAAAUCCCUUCGUUAUCAUCUUUUAAUUUCUAGUUUUCAAAUGGGAGAUGCAUUUUUCUCUCUGUUUUGGAUGAAACUAAAAUUGUUAAUUUAGGAAGGCAGCACAUUGUCCAGAGAUCUUUUAUUAUAUCAUAUGAAUAUUAGUGUCUGUUCAGAUUUUGCACUGUGAAUUGCAAAAUUGUUCUUUUUUUGUAAUAUUGUUGUCCAUAGAGCAAAUAAACUUAUAAAUACACUGUUAUGCUUGUUUGAUGUAAAUACUCAAAUAUUUAAUUAAGAAAAUAAAUAGCAAUGCUUAAAAGUU